Molecule: messenger RNA, 2614 nt
Organism: Pungitius pungitius (ninespine stickleback)
Lineage: Eukaryota; Metazoa; Chordata; Actinopteri; Perciformes; Gasterosteidae
Exons: 11
Coding region: 1079-2284 (401 amino acids)
Cellular component (GO): meiotic nuclear membrane microtubule tethering complex; nuclear envelope
Molecular function (GO): protein-membrane adaptor activity
Source: RefSeq, a predicted model, not a curated record
AACGAGAUCAACUCACUGUGAGUAACGCGUGGUUUGUACCGUGAGUAAAGCACGAGGUAAACACGAUGCUUGGUUCCCGGUGUGACUGAAGGGUUGCCGUGUCUGGAUCUGAUCGUUAACCAAGACUUUGUUUUGUAUGUGUUUUCUUGGAAACCGGAGCGUUGCGUGAAUGGAUCUAUUUCUGAAAUUACAGAAGGGAUGUUUUCACUCAUGCCUUCUCUGCAGCUGCUGUAAGUGCUAUUUUGGCAGGUGAAAGUAAAAUCGAUGCAUUGAUUGAUUGCCAUUGACAGUUUAGGCUAAUUAUAGUACAAAAAGUGGACAUAUUAUUAAUUGUUACGUGUUAAUUCUUUGUAUCCGGGUCGUUUUUUUGUCCUCCACAGACCUCUAAAUGCAAAUUCAUUGAUAACAAUCAAAGAUGAUGCGUUCGCUGGCCUUCCACAUCUAGAAUAUUUGUGAGUAUUAAUUGAUGAACCUGCAUGUUAAAUGACCAUCUGUAGUUUUUCUGAUAGUAUUCAAAAUUGAAUACAAAAAAACCCGAAAAACCUGACAAAAUACCUGACCAAACAAAGAUUACGUUGAAGGUCUGUAUGACGUCAUACCCUGAUCACUUCUCCUCCUUUUGCCCCACCCUUUAAUCUCCUAAACCUUCUAAUUUAAUCCCUCUGAACAGAUUCAUUGAAGGGAACAAGAAUGAAUUGAUCAGCAAAAAUGCCUUUUCGCGGACUGCGAGAUCUGACUCAUCUGUAAGUCUGCUGACAUUCUCUUAACCACGUAGCAUCUGCAGCACUGACGUCUCACUAUAACAAAGAGUGACUGACACAUUUUUACAUUGUUCUGGUAACACUAUGUUUCUGAUUUAGAUCGCUUGCCAAUAACAAGAUGAGGUUUCUGCCAAGAAACCUGUUUUUUGACUUGGAUUCUUUGCUGGAACUAUUCUCUGGUGGAAUCCUCGGCGCCUAUAAACCAAACGCCCACAAGAAUCGAUCAUUUCAGCUCAGUCAACAGAUCACAGCGGCCACAUUGACCCGAGCUCCCCGAUUUCCAACCAUUCUCCUUUCAACACAAAGAAGAAACAAAAAUGGAAAUACUAAGAGACGCCAUCCUCAGAAGAACCCUUUGCACCGAGGAGGCACCACAAGCUGCUCCCGGCUUGCUGCAAAGGAUCUUCAGGUAUCUCAACCCCUGGGGUCAACCUCCCACGGUGACCCAGGAACAUCUGCAGGAGGCACCACUGCAGGAUGACUCAACCCACCCGGACACAAACCCAGAGACCGAGGAGGCACCACAAGCUGCUCCCGGCUUGCUGAAAAGGAUCUUCAGGUAUCUCAACCCCUGGGGUCAACCUCCCACAAUGACCCAGGAACAUCUGCAGGAGGCAUCACAAGCUGCUCCCGGCUUGCUGAAAAGGAUCUUCAGGUAUCUCAACCCCUGGGGUCAACCUCGCCCGGUGCAGAAAGACUCAAUCUUCAGAAGGAUCUUCAGGUAUCUCAACCCCUGGGGUCAAAAAACCCCAAACCAGGGAGUCAGGGGUGGACAAAACAAGACCAAAAAGAUGAAAAAAAGGUUCAAAAUCAAACUGAUGAUGAUGGGACUCAAAUACGGCUGGAGAACAAAGAGCAUGUAUUUCCUCCUCCUGUUUCUGUUUGCUGGUGGAGUGACACAGCACCUCCACCUCAGCAACCAGCUACAAGACGCCCGGCUGCAAAUAACCACCCUCACGCAGCUGAUGGGCCGAUUGAGUCCUGUCGCAGACACAAUGGCCAACUUCGCCCAGGAGUCGCAGGGAGCCAGAGUCCUCCACACCUUGUCCUCAGACACGUUCCGGACCUCGAUACAAGACAAAAUAAUGGACCAGCUGCUCUCCUGGGUCACCACCUCCACCGACCACCAAAGAAUCAUCCAGGACCACUCAAGGUCGCACCCCGGAGAGUGCUGGUGCUUCGCGGGGGCCAAGGGACACGCCGUCGUCUCCUUGUCGCAUCCCGUCGAGGUCACGCACAUCACAAUCGGUCACAUCACAAAAAGGCAGUCACUCACCGGGGAAAUCAACAGUGCGCCGAGGGAGUUCUCCAUCUACGGAUUGGUGCACGACAACGACGAAGGCAUCCACCUGGGGAGCUUCGCGUACAGCAAGAACGGCCUGAGCUCCCAGACCUUUGAGCUGCCUGUCCCAGUCAAAGAUUUCUUCAGCCACGUCAAGCUGGAGAUAAAGACAAACUGGGGGGAUGAAGACCAAACGUGCCUCUACAACUUCAGGGUGCACGGGUAUCCGGUGUCUGGUUAGGGUGUAGAAGGUCGACCAACCCUGAACCGAACAAAUGAGAUGUCAUCAAAUAGAAUACAUAAAUAUGUGAUCAUGGGUAUGCAUAAAUAGAUGUAUUAGAUGACAUGUUCACAGAUGUGUUCGGGUUGGUUUGCCUUCCCACGUGGGUUUUCUCCGGGUUCUCCGGUUCGCCCCAACACACCAAGCAUUGUUUGGUUUACAGUUGGCAGAAGAGGAUUAGGUCUUUUGGGGUUUUCUCCGGGUUCUCCGGUUCACCCACAUUAAUACCCAACAUUAUUGGGUUCACAAAAAAAAAUGUUUAGUUUAUAAUAAUAAAUAUUUGGAAAUUUA